AUGUUCCUCUUAAAGACAUGGAGAUCGACCGCUUUCGGGAUUUAUGGCUAUAUGAAUUUCACCAAGAACGGUUUCAUAGAGCAUUCGAAGAAGUUUAAACCGGACGAUAUGCAGAUACAAAUAGAAGGGAAGAAUUGUGUUGUUACUGGAGCUAAUUCUGGUAUUGGUUAUGCUGCUGCAGAGGGUCUUGCUUCACGUGGGGCGACUGUUUACAUGGUGUGUCGGAACAAGGAAAGAGGACAAGAGGCACUUUCUAAGAUUCAAAGCUCAACAGGAAACCAGAAUGUGUACCUGGAAGUGUGUGAUUUGUCAUCCGUUAAUGAUAUAAAGUCCUUUGCUUCGACUUUUGCAUCCAAGGAUGUUCCGGUUCAUGUGCUGGUUAAUAAUGCCGGUUUGCUUGAGAACAAACGUACUACUACACCUGAAGGAUUCGAGUUAAAUUUUGCGGUGAAUGUACUCGGGACAUACACAAUGACAGAGCUGAUGCUUCCACUGUUGGAGAAAGCGAAACCAGACGCCAAAGUCAUCACAGUCGCCUCUGGUGGAAUGUACACGUCGCCUCUCACAACAGAUCUUCAGUUUAGUGAUGACAAAUUCAAUGGAGUGGAACAAUACGCACGGAACAAACGAAUCCAGGUGGCUCUGACAGAAAAAUGGGCUGAUAAGUACAAGAAUAAAGGAAUAGGAUUCUACUCAAUGCACCCUGGCUGGGCUGAGACACCUGGUGUAGCCAAGAGUUUGCCGAGUUUCAGUGAAUCGUUCUCGGGUAAGCUUAGAACAAGCGAACAAGGAGCAGACACAAUCGUUUGGUUAGCACUGCAGCCUAAAGAAAAGCUGGUCUCUGGUGCAUUCUAUUUCGAUAGAGCUGAAGCACAAAAACAUUUGAAGCUUGCAGGUACAAGCAAGUCUCAUGAUCUUAUUGACUCUGUCAUUGAUACUGUACAUUCCAUGGCAGCUCUUGAUCCGUAA
This is a messenger RNA of Arabis nemorensis, 969 nucleotides long. The record is from the annotation of a GenBank genome assembly. NCBI's taxonomy places the organism in Eukaryota, Viridiplantae, Streptophyta, Magnoliopsida, Brassicales, Brassicaceae.